This is a messenger RNA of Echinops telfairi (small Madagascar hedgehog), 1462 nucleotides long. It is a transcript of the gene GCLM, whose product is annotated as glutamate-cysteine ligase modifier subunit. Gene Ontology annotation, biological process: glutathione biosynthetic process. Bases 1 to 927 code for a protein of 308 amino acids. Gene Ontology annotation, cellular component: glutamate-cysteine ligase complex. Gene Ontology annotation, molecular function: enzyme regulator activity; glutamate-cysteine ligase catalytic subunit binding. The record is from RefSeq and is a predicted model, not a curated record. NCBI's taxonomy places the organism in Eukaryota, Metazoa, Chordata, Mammalia, Afrosoricida, Tenrecidae. The transcript is spliced from 8 exons.
AUGAGUCAGGCCCUGGAGGCUUCAGGGAAGCUACUGGACCAAUAUCGUAAACUCCUCUGCCUAAGCUGGGCACAGGGCGGCUUCAGAACUUGGCAGGUGCAACUUGCACCCAGAGCCACUGCUCCUGGCUGCUCCCCAAACGCCCCCGUAUCGUCUGACUCUCGGGGCAGUCAAGGGCGAGGGGAGCGGCAAAGCGCGCCUUUUCCCGCCCCACCCACCAGCCCCGAGCUUCGAGAUUGUAUCCAGAAGACCUUGAAUGAGUGGAGUUCCCAAAUCAGCCCAGACCUGGUCAGGGAGUUUCCAGAUGUGCUGGAAUGUACGGUGUCACAUGCCAUAGAAAAGAUAAACCCGGAUGAAAGAGAAGAAAUGAAAGUUUCUGCCAAACUAUUCAUUGUAGGAUCAAACUCUUCAUCAUCAACUAAAAAUGCAAUUGACAUGGCCUGUUCAGUCUUGGGAGUUGCACACCUGGAUUCUGUCAUCAUUGCUUCACCUCCUAUUGAAGAUGGUGUUCAUCUCUCCCUGGAGCAUUUGCAGCCUUACUGGGAGGAAUUAGAAAACUUAGUUCAAAGCAAAAAGAUUGUUGCUAUAGGUACCUCUGAUCUAGACAAAACACAGUUGGAGCAGCUAUACCAGUGGGCACAGGUAAAACCAAAUAGUAACCAAGUUAAUCUUGCCUCUUGCUGUGUGAUGCCACCUGACUUGACUGCAUUUGCGAAACAAUUUGACAUCCAGCUCUUGACUCAUAAUGAUCCAAAAGAACUGCUUUCUGAAGCAAGUUUCCAAGAAGCUCUUGAGGAAAGCAUCCCAGACAUUCAAGCACACGACUGGGUGCCACUGUGGCUGCUGCGCUACUCCGUCAUCGUUAAGAGCCGAGGGAUCAUUAAGUCAAAAGGCUACAUCUUACAAGCUAAACGAAGGGGCUCUUAAUUAGGAUUUACGGUCACAGCCCACUGACUUUGUCUUUUCCUUGCACACAAGAUAAAAUACAGAUGUGUAAAAUCUCAAUGGUGUCUUUAAGGCAGAUAUUCUUUAGUGAUAUUAGACAGUGUGUUGUCUGUCAAGUGCUGAAUACUUUUCUUGCCUUCAUAUUCACUCACAGGAACUAUUAUAUUGUUUUCAUCAAACUAUUGUUUUCUAAUUGAAAUUGUCUAUAAAGAAAAUACUUGCAAUAUAUUUUUCCUUUAUUUUUAUGACUAAUAGAAAUCAAGAACAUUAUUGCUAGACAUAUUUUGGCCUACGUAUCAGGGUAAUUAAAUGUACAUACUUUUUAUUCCCCAAAAAUUGAUUGCUUCUUAGUUGUCUAGCUAAGUGAAUUAAUUACAGUUAAAACUGAAAUACUGGAGGAUAUUUUCCUGUUGAUAACAUAUCUCCGAAGUUACUGAAGUAGCUGGGGUCUACUAGUUGUAUAAAUAAAAGGGGUCUACUAGUUGUAUAAAUAAAAUCCAUUUCUUCAAUACUGGAA